AUGGCUCCUGGAUUACGUGCGUUGUUCCACCAAGAGCGGUUUUAUCUGGACACACUUACCAACGCCAAGCAGUUUGUGGAGGCCUACAAAGAGGCUCAGCAUAGUGGACAACUAGCGGGAUGGAAGCAGCGAAUCGACGGUCUUGAUGACAAAUUCCAUGCUAACCGUCUUGCCAUCGAACUGUCGCUGGACGAUGAUACGGACAAGGCGACGAAGAAGACCGAUGAUGCAGCUGCGCAAGCUACAGAGGAAGCCGACAAGGAUGCUUCUGAAGAAAGCAAUCGACUUAUACGCAAGAAAUUCGAACUGGACUACGUUCUUGUGUAUAGCUUUCUGGUCAACGAGAUCCAGAAACAAACCAUAGUCCCCCAAGCGAACGUCGACCCUGUCUCACCUGGGCGCUCGCGAGUCAAGCUUCCUGACGUCACACUUCCCAUGUUUGAUGGUUCGAUCUUGGAAUGGAUCACAUUUCGUGAUUCAUUCAAAUCACUGAUUCACUCUAACGUCGAGCUGUCGCCUUUCGACAAAUUCAUGUAUUUGAUAGGAUCGAUGACGCCGAAGGCGAGGGAGAGGAUUGACAACAUCGAUGUUAGUGCUGCUAACUAUCCUAUCGCCUGGCAGGCACUGGAAGAGUUGUUUGAAAACAAGAAGCUUAUUUUUAAGGCGUACAUGGAUGCUCUCUUUGCGAUCGAGCCGAUGCGCAAGGAAUGUUACGAGUGCCUGGCGCAGCUAGUCGACGGCUUUGAGCGUAACCUGAACAUGAUAAAGAAGUUGGACAUCUCAACGGACGGUUGGGGCGCGGUUCUGGGUCACAUGGUAUGCUGUCGACUUGAUCAUUCUACAUUGAAGCAGUGGGAGUCACACUAUCGUUCCACUGAAGUUCCGGAAUACAAUGACCUGAUGGCGUUCCUGCGUGGUCAACUUUCCGUCCUGCAGUCAUUGCCAUCGUCGAAAUCGGAGUCUCACAAACACGAACACCGAUCGCUGACCCCAAAGACCACCUACGCUGUCACUAGUCCAGCGACCAGCUUGUGUCCGUUUUGUUCGCAGCCAUCCCACUCGCCUUUCAAAUGUGACUACUUUCAAGGCUUGUCAGUUUCGCAACGCCUUGACUUGGUGAGGACGAGGAAUCUCUGCCUAAACUGCUUAUCUCCAGAACACAUGGUGCGUAAAUGUCCCUCCGGUACAUGCAGGGUCGAAGGAUGUCACCGCAUGCAUCACACUAUGCUCCACCUAUCUUCGAACGAACGAUCGUCCACUCCAACCAGCCCAGCAAAUUCUCGCUCGAAUUCGCCCCACCAGUCCUACCCACAACCUUACUCGUCAUCACCGCCACCGCCUGAGUCCCAGCAUCCACUAGCCACUAGCCUCGUGUCCACCAACGUUGUCGGAGCUCGGAAGUUUCCUGCCACUGUGCUGCUGCAGACGGCUAUCGUCAAGGUGCUAAAUUCUCGAUCCCAACACCAGUCGGCUCGAGCCCUCCUAGAUCCAGCAUCGCAAUUAAACCUGAUUUCUGAAGAUCUAGUCCAGAAAUUAAAGCUGCGCCGCUACCCGUGCCACCAGCCGAUUGGUGGAGUCGGUAACUCAACCGUCAUUUCGUCUCACGCUGUUCACAUUGCACUGGGAUCUUACACGAACACGAACUUCAGGGCUGUACAAACCUUCCACAUUCUGGAGAAGAUCACCCAAGAUCUUCCAUCUAGAAUUAUCGACACCUCUUCGUGGAAACUACCAACUAACGUCAACUUAGCAGACCCAAGGCUUGCUGAACCCAGAUCAGUAGAUCUACUUAUCGGCAUGGAACUCUACUUCGACCUACUGCUUGAUGGAUUCAUCAAACUGGGAUCUGAGAAGCCGAUCCUUCAGAACACCGUUUUCGGUUGGGUUGCAUCAGGAAAAAUCCGUUCAGGCCGACCGGAAAGGGCUCCGAAGCUUGCCCAUGUGUCUUAUCAUCAGCAAAAUACACAACUCGAAUCAUCAAGGUGGAUCACUGCCGCUGACAUGCGACACCACGUAGCUAUGCGUCGUGGCGUGUCCAGCAGUUAUUUCGACCCAAUCGGACAGGGAGGCGCUGCCCGAUAA
Molecule: messenger RNA, 2082 nt
Organism: Culex pipiens pallens (northern house mosquito)
Lineage: Eukaryota; Metazoa; Arthropoda; Insecta; Diptera; Culicidae
Exons: 1
Coding region: 1-2082 (693 amino acids)
Source: RefSeq, a predicted model, not a curated record